GCCCCCUUCAGUGACACAGCCCAGCUCACCUGAGGAUUCUCAUAUAGCCAAAACAGUCACCUGUACCAUCAGGGUCAGAUCCCAUCACACUUUCAGGACCAACUUCAGCACACAUACACAUCGCAGCAGAAACGCACCAUGUCCUCCACCUUCUCCAUGCGCAGCUACUCAGCCCGCCAGCCAUCCUUCUCCAGCAUGUCUCUGAGAGACAGCAGUGGUAGUGGUGGCAGGAGCCGUUCCAAGGCCCCUGUCUCCUCCCUGUCCUCUGCCAGCACCCUGUCCCUCUCCCGCUCCCUCUCCAUGGGCAAUGGGCUCAAUGUCCUGGGCACCCUCUCUUCCCUGAAUGGCAUGGGUGUGGGCGCCAGCGACAAGGAGACCAUGCAGGGCCUGAACGACCGGCUGUCCAACUACCUGGACAAGGUGCGCUCCCUGGAGCGAUCCAACGCUGAGCUGGAGCUCAAGAUCAAACAACUGAUGCUGGAGCGGACACCUAAAGGUCAUGAUAUCGAGGGCAUGAUAGCCCAGGCUCACGCCAUUGGACAGGAGGUGAGAAAGAAGAUCCUGGAGAAUGCUCGCAUCAUGCUGGAGAUUGAUAACGCCAAGCUGGCCGCCGAUGACUUCAGGGUUAAAUGGGAGGCUGAGGCCACACUGUGCCAGUCUGUAGAGAGGGACUGUCUGGCUCUCAGGAGGGCCAAGUCAGACCAUGACCAGAUCAUAGCCACCCUGAGAGGAGACCUGGACAGCCUGAAGGAGGAGCUCUACUUCCUCAAGAAGAAUCACGAUGAGGAGAUGGGCUCCAUGAAGGCCCGUAUGGCCAACGAGCAGGUGAAUGUGGAGGUGGAUGCAGCCCAGGGCCCAGACCUUGGGGCCAUAAUGGCUGAGCUGAGGAGCCAGUAUGAGGGCAUCGCACGUAAGAACAAGGAGGACUCAGAGACCUGGUACCUUAAGAAGCUGGAGUCAGUGCAGUCGGAGGUAAAGGAGAGCGGUGAGGUGCUACGCUGUGCUCAGAGCGAGCUCAGCGAGAGACGCCGCUUCCUACAGGCCCUGGAGGGGGAACUGGACAGUCUGCACAAACAGGUGGGUGUGUUGGAGGGGAACCUGAGAGAGACUGGCCAUAAGUAUGCUCUGGAGAUGGACAGUCUGCAAGCCACGCUGUCUCAGCUGGAGGAGGAGCUGUCCCAGCUGCGUCUGGACAUGCAGCGCAACAAGACAGAUUAUGAACAGCUGCUCCGCAUCAAACAGAACCUGGAGCUGGAGAUCGCCACCUACAGGAGACUGCUGGAGGGAGAGGAAGUGAUCAAGGAAAUGCCUCCUCCUAAAAAGGAGCCCGAGGUGAGGACCAGGAAGAUCGUCAAGGUGGUCACCCAGACCAUGAUCAACGGCAGGGUAGUGGAUGAAUCCAGCGAGGUGGAGCAGAUCAAGGAGAGCAAGAAAUGAGCUAAUCAGCUUCAUUCGUUUAUAUCUUCAUUAUCUUCAUCAUCAUCACAUACACAGAGCCUUGGCCCUCCACAUUCUGGUUGGAAACACUUAUUUGUGAAAGAUUACUUUUUAUCUACUAACAAGGACAGACUGAGUCGACUAAGGAGAUGUCCAUGACUAAGGAGAUGUCUGACCACCAAUCUCUGGACAUGCAGUAACUGUAGACUAAAAUGUGGAAAAUGUGUGGGGUCAAUGUGUAAUCAAAAUUGAGAAUAUAUCAUUUGGGGGUUUAUUUGGGAAAUAGUAAACAGUAGGCUAAGUGUGGACUAGAAGUGUGUAUGUUAUUAUGUGAGCCGGAGGGCAUGAGAGAUCCCUUCAACAUUGUACUUUACAUUAAGUUUAUGGCAUGUAGUAACUUUGUAACUAUACUGUACAUUCACCAAAAUGUAAUUAUCCCUAUAUUGUACCUGCAGAUAAAGUGCCUAAAACAAUGAUUGUAUUGUAAUGAAAAGGAACUCUCUCUUAGCAGUAGUUACAAAGUAGAACCCCCCCUCCCAAAAUAACAGAAUCCCAUGUUACCAUAUGGAAUUGUAUAAAAUAGUAUAUACAGUGGGGGAAAUAAGUAUUUAGUCAGCCACCAAUUGUGCAAGUUCUCCCACU
Molecule: messenger RNA, 2079 nt
Organism: Coregonus clupeaformis (lake whitefish)
Lineage: Eukaryota; Metazoa; Chordata; Actinopteri; Salmoniformes; Salmonidae
Product: keratin, type I cytoskeletal 18-like
Exons: 9
Coding region: 139-1437 (432 amino acids)
Molecular function (GO): structural molecule activity
Source: RefSeq, a predicted model, not a curated record